UGAAAAAAUAUCAAUUUGUUAUAAAUUUAUCAGCUAUAAAAAGAAAUAAUUUUCAUACUUGGUACUAUUCCACAGUAUUAUACAUUGUAAUCAGGUAUUACUAGUUUGUGUUAAUAGUAUCUGAUAGUACACAAUAUGCAUGAAAGCAUAGAUGACAUAUGUAAAGCUAUUGAUGAAAAUUUAUUGCGUAAUUUGGAGUUAAUGCAGGAAAAGAUUGAUAUUGAUGUCCAAAUGGAGAAAAUAUUACGUGAUGGUUACAUUGAAUUAGCUAAGGCUAAAUACAUACGAGGCAAAGAAAGUAUAAGUGUUUUGCAGGUUCCUGUUGACAAUGAGAGAGUAGUUACACUAUUUGAAUUGGAGACAAAAUUGACUGAGGAAACUGGCAAAAUAGUUCCAAAUUUUGACAUAAGCUUAAAGAGAUUGGAUAAAAGUGAAGACGAGAUACAAGAUCCUAUAAAAUGGUUUGGAGUAUUAGUCCCACAGAGUUUACGAAUUGCACAAAAACGUUUUCAAGAAUCUCUUUAUCUUAUUGUGAGAGCAGCAAAUAUACAAGCAGAAAUUGCUUCUGUAGUAGAUAAAUUACAAUCUUUAUAUUUUUUAAAACGUACUUCUUGUUCAACAAAUGACACUAAAAUAUAAAAAUUACAUAAGUUUUGUCAUUUUGUCUUGUUACAUUAUCUUAUUAGCUAUUUUUUUACAAAAAAAUUUUAUGUUUGUAAUUGUAAAUAUUUCUUUGUAUGAAUAAAAUUCAUAUCAAAACAAUUGUAAUUAAUAAAAA
This is a messenger RNA of Bombus pyrosoma, 778 nucleotides long. RefSeq names its product coiled-coil domain-containing protein 115-like. The transcript has 2 exons. The record is from RefSeq and is a predicted model, not a curated record. Bases 136 to 639 code for a protein of 167 amino acids. Gene Ontology annotation, cellular component: extrinsic component of endoplasmic reticulum membrane. Gene Ontology annotation, biological process: vacuolar proton-transporting V-type ATPase complex assembly. NCBI's taxonomy places the organism in Eukaryota, Metazoa, Arthropoda, Insecta, Hymenoptera, Apidae.